This is a messenger RNA of Anneissia japonica, 1333 nucleotides long. RefSeq names its product dnaJ homolog subfamily C member 24-like. The transcript has 4 exons. Gene Ontology annotation, molecular function: ferrous iron binding; ATPase activator activity. Bases 20 to 565 code for a protein of 181 amino acids. NCBI's taxonomy places the organism in Eukaryota, Metazoa, Echinodermata, Crinoidea, Comatulida, Comatulidae. The record is from RefSeq and is a predicted model, not a curated record. Gene Ontology annotation, biological process: positive regulation of ATP-dependent activity.
UGUUGAUUUUGUUUGUGUGAUGGCUGCCUCAAAACAUGAUGAUUUAUAUGAGAUAAUUGGCAGUGAUCGUUCAGCGUCUAAAGAAGAGUUGAAGAAGUCUUACCGCAAGGCUCUUUUGCAGUGUUAUCCAGAUAAAGUUGAAGACAGUAAGAAAGAAGCUGCUUUGCAGGAAUACCUCAAGUUAGAAUCAGCAUGGAAGGUUUUGGGUGAUGAUGAUUCAAGAAGACGUUAUGAUAUGUGUAUAAGAGACAGCAGCAGUGUAAAGGGUAGAGCUCUAAAGAAACCAUCAAAUGUUACUAAUCCUCUGAUCGGUUUCUAUUUUAUGACAGAAAAGCAUGUACAACAAACUGUUGCAGUCAAUGAAGAAGUAGAGGUUGAAGACAUGGACUUUGAAGAUGAUGUGGCAUAUUAUCCUUGUCGAUGUGGUGGCAAUUACAUAAUCCAGGAAGCUGAGGUGUCAAACGAUGUCAUCGUUGCCUGUGACACCUGCUCUCUGCACAUUAGGCUGAUUGUGACCGAUCAAGGGGAUGAUUCAGAGAAUAUUGUUGAAGAGAAUCCAACAUGAAAGCGAUUUAUUAUUAUUUUUUUGACCUCUGAUGUGAAAAUAAGCUUCCUCUUUAGCAAAGUGCUAACUACUGGAUGUUAGCGCAAGACAAAUGCUGGUUCGUUGAAAAGCACUUUUACUUAGUGUUAGGCCAAACAAAAUGCUAGUUGUUUUAGCCUCCCUGAGGCACAUAACAGACGUGUAAAACCAGCCUAAGGUAUCAACCACAGGAGGCAGAUGUAUAAAAUGCACUUCAUACAUGAAGAGCAUUUUCAUCAUCUGAUAUAUUUAGACACCGUAAAUCAUCAUUGGCGAUUUGAUUUAAAGAGAUUUACAUUGACACAUUGUAAAAACAGACAUAAGAGUGUUUGACAUCAAUUGAACAUGGUAUAAAAUACUUUUCACAACUGCUUCAGUCGCAUAUGUCAAGUUUGUUAGGGUGCCAUCUUCAAAGAGUUGGUAAAUCAUCAGUGAUUUGCGCGUCCUUUUGGUGACAGUAGGUUUCCUGCUUUUGCGUCUCCCGGGCAGUAAUGCCAAAUAAAUAAAUAAAUGGGGGAAAAAAAUUCCUAUCAAAUAUACUGUAACAAUAGCUACAUAUACAGUAGUGUUAUGUUAGCAUUUUACUUCAAUUUCUUCUCAUAAUGUUCGCUAUCAUGUUUUUCCAACAAUAAUUAUUAAUUAAAAUUGUUUUCAAAUCCAAUACCAAGUAUAGUUGCCAAAUAAACGAGGAAUUUAUUAAAUCCUAUUUUUAAUGCCUGAUUUCAUUUUUUUUUUGGCAUUGUACAGACG